This is a messenger RNA of Pelobates fuscus (common spadefoot toad), 4324 nucleotides long. RefSeq names its product proprotein convertase subtilisin/kexin type 6 (gene PCSK6). The transcript has 21 exons. Gene Ontology annotation, molecular function: serine-type endopeptidase activity. Gene Ontology annotation, cellular component: membrane; cell surface. Gene Ontology annotation, biological process: peptide hormone processing. Lineage: Eukaryota; Metazoa; Chordata; Amphibia; Anura; Pelobatidae. Bases 95 to 2833 code for a protein of 912 amino acids. The record is from RefSeq and is a predicted model, not a curated record.
CCGGGAAGUUGAGCGCUGAAUGUCCGCCCCCUGCACCCUGUGAGCGGGCAGCGGACCCCGCGCAACCCCCCUGCUCCACCCGCAGCCUCCCAACAUGCUCCCCCUGGCCGGUGCGCUCCUUCUGCUUCUCCUGCCGCCCGCCUGCCUGGCAUCCAACCCCCGCACCAUCUACUCCAACCACUGGGCUGUGCGAGUACCGGGGGGACCCGAGGUGGCAGCGGAGCUGGCUGCUAAAUACGGAUACCUGAACCUGGGACAGAUUGGAAAUCUGGAGAAUUAUUACCACUUUUAUCACAGCAAGACCGUGAAACGAUCCACUCUCAGCAGUCGCGGGACACACAGCUUCCUAGGAAUGGACCCAAAGGUUGAGUGGGUGCAGCAACAGGAAAUCAAGAAACGAGUUAAGCGGCAUGCUCGUACAGACCUUAACCUCAUGUACUUCAAUGACCCCAUUUGGUCGAAUAUGUGGUACCUGCACUGUACAGAUAAGAGCAGUCGCUGUCGGUCUGAAAUGAAUGUCAUGGCGGCCUGGCAGCGAGGUUACACUGGGAAGAAUGUGGUUAUCAGUAUACUGGAUGACGGAGUUGAGAGGAACCAUCCAGAUCUUAUCCAGAACUAUGAUCCUUUUGCAAGCUAUGACGUGAAUGGAGAAGACCAGGACCCAAGUCCAAGAUACGAUGCCAACAAUGAGAAUAAGCAUGGUACUCGUUGUGCUGGUGAAGUAGCAGCAGCUGCUAAUAAUUCAUAUUGCAUUGUUGGAAUUGCAUAUAAUGCCCGGAUAGGAGGAAUCCGUAUGUUAGACGGAGAUGUAACCGAUCUUGUAGAGGCAAAGUCACUGGGCAUUCGACCGGACUACAUAGACAUUUACAGCGCAAGUUGGGGUCCUGACGAUGAUGGCAAGACUGUGGAUGGACCAGGACCGCUUGCUAGAAAGGCUUUUGAAGAUGGCAUUAAAAAGGGUCGCAAAGGACUGGGCUCCAUAUUUGUGUGGGCAUCUGGCAAUGGCGGUAGAGAGGGGGAUUACUGCUCCUGUGACGGAUAUACCAACAGCAUCUAUACGAUCUCCAUCAGCAGCACCACAGAAAAUGGGUAUAAGCCAUGGUACCUUGAGGAGUGCUCAUCUACUCUUGCAACUACCUACAGCAGUGGAGCCUUCUAUGAAAGGAAGAUCGUAACCACAGACCUUCGACAACGCUGCACAGAUGAUCAUACUGGAACCUCUGUCUCUGCACCUAUGGUGGCUGGUAUUAUUGCUCUUGCAUUGGAAGCAAACCCAUUGCUCAACUGGAGAGAUGUACAGCAUCUCCUUGUGAAGACCUCCCGUUCUGUCCAUCUUCGGGCCCCCGACUGGAGAACAAAUGGAGCUGGACGCAAAGUCAGCCAUCUCUAUGGGUUUGGUUUGGUGGAUGCUGAAGCUAUGGUCGUUGAAGCCAAGAAGUGGAGAACUGUCCCGAGUCAGCAUGUCUGUGUUGGAGCUUCAGACAGACGACCUAGGUUUAUCAGGGCUGAUCAGCUUAUCCGCACUACAACUCAGACAAAUGCCUGUGCAGAUAGCAGCGGGCAGUAUGUUGCCUAUCUGGAGCAUGUGGUAGUCCGUGUCAGCAUAUCUCACCCACGCAGGGGAGAUCUGCAAAUACAUCUUGUAUCUCCUUCUGGAACGAAAUCACAACUUUUGGCAAGAAGGACAUUUGAUUAUUCGAAUGAAGGUUUCAAGAACUGGGAGUUUAUGACCGUACACUGCUGGGGUGAAAAAGCUGAAGGGGAAUGGAUGCUAGAAAUUCACGACAUCCCAUCCCAGCUGCGCAAUCCGGAAACGCAAGGAAAGCUGAAGGAGUGGACACUAAUUCUUUAUGGCACGUCUGAGCAUCCUUACCAUCCCGUCACUGUCCAACAUUCUAGAUCAAGAAUGCUGGAUAUAUCCACUACUGACCUGGAACCCUCUAAAGCUGCUUUGUUCCACAGUCACCUAGAAUUUGUAGAAGAGGAAGACGAAUAUUCUGGUCCGUGCCACCCAGAGUGCGGCAACAGGGGAUGUGACGGGCCUAGCGAGGAGCAGUGUCUGAACUGUGUUCACUAUAGUCUGGGAAGUGUAAAAACUGGCAGGAAGUGCGUGAGUGCUUGCCCCUCGGGUUUCAUGGCAGACGUGGCUGGCCGUAGAUGUCGGCGCUGUUUCAGAGGGUGUGAUGCCUGUUUUGGUCGAGGGCACAACCAGUGCAGUUCGUGUAAGAGAGGAUACUAUCUUCAGAUGGAAAGUAGCUCAUGUACCAUGUCCUGUCCAUCCGGAACAUAUGCAGAUGAAAGUCUAAAACGAUGUCUCAAAUGUCACCAGAACUGCAAGAAAUGUGUUGGCUUUCCAGAUAAAUGUGUAGUUUGCAGAGAUGGAUUCAGUCUUUCAGGGUCCAUGUGUGUGCCAGAAUGUGAACAGGGAACCUUCCACAAUCCUGCUUUUAUGAAAUGUGACAGGUGCCACUCAACAUGCCAAACAUGUGUGGGUUCCGGUAAGGAGCAGUGUACCCAGUGUGCCAAAGACUUUCACCUGCAUGACUGGCGGUGUGUACCUGCCUGCGGACAGGGCUUUUAUUCAGAAGAAGUACCAGGGCUGCCAUAUAAAGUGUGCAGAAGGUGUGAAGAAAACUGCCUGAGUUGUGAAGCCACUGGCAAGAAUUGUGUGAAGUGCAAAGAGGGGUACAGCCUGCUCAGUGGGUCUUGUGUGACCAACCACACGUGUAACAAUGCUGAUGAAAUGUUCUGUGAGAUGGUGAAAUCCAGCAAGCUCUGUGAGAAAAAGCUCUUCAUCCAGUUUUGCUGUCGGACUUGUCUGUUAGCCGGAUGACUCGACUUCUAAAAGGGAAACACACGCCUUGCCUUCGUGGAAUGGCCCCUGCCCAUACACAAUGCAGCCCACAGCGUCCAGGACAGUGGGACAAAUCAUGAUGGCAAUAACCUCUUCUGUGCCAGAAUUGUUUCCCUGGCAAUGAAAGGGUUAAGAGGUCUUCUGCUUCAGAAUCUUCAAUAUGUUACUUGCAGGGCACCCGACUUUCUCCAGCAGCAUGACUUUCCAAGGCUAGUUAUGAUUUGUGUCCUUGAAGUGCAGGAAUAUAACAGAACUGAUCCCUUUACUUUACCCAUAUUUCCUUUUUAUUCUCUUUGAAGCCUUCCCUGCCCCAGAGAAAGAGACCUUAACAGGAGGAGCAGGAACAGCCCGGGUAGGAACAAACUAAAAAGGGCAGUUCCUAUCCAGGGUGCCAUAAGACCUUUUUAAGGGCUAAAUCCAGUUUGAGUCCAGUUUAGCCGCAUGUUGCUCAUUUUUAAACUAUUAGUUAUAAAUGUGCAAAUCUGGGGUGCCUGCAGCCCUUGCAGGCAAGUGUUUGAUGCGGCUGCCUUACAUUGUGAUAAUGGAACACUGCACACCAAUCUGCUUGUGUGUCCCAGCAAAUGGCCAUUAUACAUUAGUAUAUCAAUUAUAGCUUCACCAUUCCACGAUGGACACCAUUACUCUGCACAUGAAAACAUUCUGAAUUUUUGUAAUUUAGUUUUUUUAAUCCCCCUUCUUCCUCCAAGUUACUGCCAUGGGAAUUUAGAAUGCAAUAUAUUUUUAGAGUAACAGCUUGUCUUUUGUUCCAAAGUGCUAAUCCCUAUCUCUGGUGCUUUGAGCAAUGGUAAGUCAGUAGGCAGUGGCACACACACAUCAGAACAUUUUAUAUUCUGGAAUUUAAAUAAUUGAUAUACCAUUAGCUUGAAUCAUUGAAGCAACUGUGUGUAACACUGGGAUAAUGUGUCAUUUCUACUCCUUAUAUAACUAGUGAAAUUUGUCUCGAAUAUAUAUUGUUUUCCAAAUAUACUGUUAAAACUGCAUAAUUGACCAAGAAAACCAUUUCCCACUUUUUAAAUGAAGGUGCCGCCAUGUUCGUUUGCCUGAAUAGGCAUUUCUCGUACUUCUUACUAUGGCUUUCUAAAUAUUUAAGAAUUAUUUGGGGCAUGUAAUAAUUACUUCUUGGUUCCUUAAUCCUCCAUAUUGUUAUAUGCUUAGUAACCUAUACCAAACAUGGCUAAUCCUCACCUUCUUUAUCAGUGUCAGGAAGAUUUCUAAAAAAACGAUUUUAAAAAGAUUCCCAAUAUCAUUGAUCCGGGACUAUUUUCUUUGAUUAGAGAAAUUAUUGUGACUGAUCUGCCAUUCAAAGAGAAUGAUAGAGAAAAUAAGGUGAUAUAGUAUAGUGUACAUAGGUACUAAACUCUAUACAGAUAUUACUUACACACAAAAUAGCUUCCACCAGAUCACCCGUGGAAAAAAGGUAAACUUAACUUUAGAUACUUGCUUCCCUUC